CUCGAGUGGGCCAUUAAACAAAACCCUUUACUUUAGAAAACAAGCCACAGCAAAACUCUCAUUUCCAAAACCCUAGCUCUGAAAAUCAAAAUUCUCAUCUCCAAAACAGCCAUGAGACCUCUCGACGAGAACGAAACCACCCUCGUCUUCAACAAGCUCCACAAAUUCGUCGGAAACAAUCUCAAGAACAUCGCAUUGGAUUCACAAUCCCACGAAGGGCCCGACCCGAAUCCGGGCCGGUACUGCUUCCGUCUCCAGAAGAACCGGGUCUACUAUGUAUCCGAAUCCCUGGUCAAGCGCGCCACCAACGUCAAGCGCGAGAAGCUGAUUUCUCUCGGAACCCAAAUCGGCAAGUUCACGAAAGCUGGAAAGUUUCACCUCACGGUCCAGAGCCUCAACCUCCUGGCCGCGAACGCGAAGCACAAGGUGUGGCUGAAGCCGACGUCUGAGAUGAGCUUCUUGUACGGGAACAGCGUGUUGAAAGGCGGCGUGGGUAGGAUCACUGAGAGCAUUCAGGUGAACGACGGGGUGGUUGUCUUUUCAAUGGCGGAUGUGCCACUUGGGUUCGGGGACGCCGCCAAGAGCACGGUCGAUUGCCGGAAGAUGGAUCCUAACGGAAUUGUGGUGCAUCGACAUGCAGAUAUCGGGGAGUAUUUAAGGAUGGAGGAUGAGCUCAAUCCACACUUUUAA
Striga asiatica is the source of this 690-nucleotide messenger RNA. Lineage: Eukaryota; Viridiplantae; Streptophyta; Magnoliopsida; Lamiales; Orobanchaceae. The record is from the annotation of a GenBank genome assembly.